This is a messenger RNA of Lytechinus pictus (painted urchin), 6363 nucleotides long. RefSeq names its product thymidine phosphorylase-like. Gene Ontology annotation, molecular function: pentosyltransferase activity; 1,4-alpha-oligoglucan phosphorylase activity. NCBI's taxonomy places the organism in Eukaryota, Metazoa, Echinodermata, Echinoidea, Temnopleuroida, Toxopneustidae. Bases 7 to 1224 code for a protein of 405 amino acids. Gene Ontology annotation, cellular component: cytosol. The record is from RefSeq and is a predicted model, not a curated record. Gene Ontology annotation, biological process: pyrimidine nucleoside metabolic process; pyrimidine nucleobase metabolic process. The transcript has 7 exons.
UUCUUGAUGCUAACGUUCAUCAAGGGGUUGGAUGCGGAGGAGACGGGCAUCCUCACCCGGGCCAUGAUGCUGAGCGGGGAUACCCUGAGUUGGCCCAAGGAAUGGGAGGGGAAACUGGUGGACAAGCACUCUACCGGUGGAGUAGGGGAUAAAGUCAGCCUCAUUCUGGCUCCCGCUCUGGCCGCCUGCGGAAUGAAGGUGCCUAUGAUCUCGGGGCGUGGCCUUGGACAUACCGGGGGUACCUUAGACAAGCUGGAGUCCAUUCCUGGAUACACGGUUCUCCUCCCCUCGGAUAGGAUGCAAAAGAUCAUGGAGGAUGUCGGUUGCUGCAUCUGCGGCCAGACGGCCAAUCUUGUUCCCGCAGACAAGAUUCUGUAUGCCAUCCGUGAUGUCACUGGCACUGUUCCAAGUUUACCUCUUGUCACAGCUUCUAUCAUAUCGAAGAAGGCUGCAGAGAGAGUGAACGCGCUGGUCCUAGAUGUCAAAGUGGGCAACUCUGCAUUCUAUUCACAAGAUGAAAAGCUAGGAAGAGAAAUGGCGACAUCCUUGGUUCGGGCAAGUAGUAUGCUUGGUACCAAGGCUACAGCCCUCAUGACGAGAAUGGACAACCCGAUUGGGCACUGUAUAGGAAACACCCUUGAAGUCGCCGAGUCCAUCCAAUGUCUUCGUGGAAAGGGUCCAAAGGAUCUUCGUACUCUCGUGGAGGAACUGGGUGGUUGUCUAAUAGACUCCCUUCAAGGCACCAACACCGGCAAACAACAGAUAGCAAACACCCUGGACGACGGAAGAGCUUUGGCCAAGUUCAGGGAUAUGAUCGUAGCGCAAGGGGCGGAUGAACACCUGGCUGACCGGCUCUGUGGACUCCCCAUGGAUGAUAUUGAUGAGGUCUGGCAAGUUCUGAAAAAGGCUGAAAACGAGACCCAACUCCUGGCCGAGAGAACAGGUUAUAUUUCAAGCAUGAAUUCUCUGGAGGUUGCUAAAGUGUGUUUGGUUCUGGGAGCUGGAAGGGCCGUCGCUACGGCAGAUGUUGACCACUCCGUCGGGGUCAAACUACUGGCACAUGUGGGCUCGCAUGUCAAGAAAGGAGAACCUUGGGUCACAAUCUACCACCAGUCUAGUGAUUUCAAUGAUGGACUAGCCGACCGACUUCAGGCAACAUUAGAGUAUUCAGAUUCGCCCCUCUCAGUCCCAGACAUUGUGAUUGGUAUGGUGAAGCCAUCUUGAGUUACUGAAAGCUCUCUUCAAUAAUUUAUACCUCUAACUUUGAAAUCAUUCUCAGAAAAACACUACAUAGUAAUAGCUGGAUUUAUAUAGCUCAGCACUUUUUGCCUGAGAAGAUACUGAUAUAAUACUACCCCGGCUUUAGCCGUGGAAAGUGUAUACAGGGUCAUUCUCCAGAAAAUGUGACAAAUCAUUUAAAGGGAUCGUUUAACUUUGUGAGCUGCUGAUUUAAAAAAUUCUCAAACUGAGUUGAAACGUGCGUAUGAGUGUCUGUAUUUGUCCUCAAAAACCCUGAAACAGACCACAAUAUAGGACGAAAAACUCUAAUUUAGAUACAAGUAGCAAUUUAUUAGCCUGAUUUUGAGAACCGUCUAGUAGACGGGUUCAGCUUAUGACCAGUUUCCUCCAAUUCAAAAAGUCCGUUGGCUAUUUUGACUGCCUUAUGUUGUGUGUAUCUCCUAUACACACACUAUUAGCUGCACUGUACAUUCAGUGUAUACCUUGUACACACUGUAUGUAGGUCAUGCUGUGUUCAUCUAGAAUUAAUGUGUUGUGGUGCACAUAUUCCCUGUAUACACAUAGUCAUUGAAACCAACUCCCAAUUAUUUCAAACUUUGGUUUACAUCUCCAAGGUUUUAAAAUUGAUCCUGUAAAUAUAAUACUCUGAAACUUUUGGGAUGGUAUUUUUACACUACAAGCCUAAUGUUUAGCCCAUUUUCAGGAACCAAAAGGAGAAUUUUCUAAAUCAGAACAAAGUGAAAUGAUCACUUUAAGUUACAGCUCAGAUCAACCUUUGACCCAUGGCCCCACACCCUUGCAAGAAUGAAUAUGGGUAAAAAAAGUUGCACACCUGAAUCCACUUUCAGUAACCUGCAACUCUCAAAAGUUGAGCGUUGUGGCCCAGUGGUUAAGCCUCAGGACUGUGAAACGGAGGGUCAUAGGUUCAACCGCAGCCGUGGCGUAGUUUCCUUCAGCAAAUAAUUUACCCACAUUGUGCUGCACUCGACCCAGGUUACAUGUAGGUGAAUGGGUACCUGACAGGGAUUUAUAACUUGAAAUGUGUUUUUGCUGUAAAUAAUUACGACUGCCAAAUUAAAGCUGGGGUAAUAACAUCCAAGUCCUUUGGAAGUGCUUAAGGCGACCGCAGACCUUAUGAUUGGUCUGCGACCCAAUUUCAGAAUAAAAUGUAGUAGGAUUUGAUGCUAACAUUGAGACUUGGAAUAUCUUACUGUGUAAUGUUCUAAAUCAUUGAUAUCAUACGAAUACCUAUGUUCAAAUCUGUGACUAUGCUAUCAUCCUUCUUAGAAUAAAAGCGAAUUUAAUAUCUAGUCGUAAUGACGUCAGCAGUCGUACGCUUGGCUACGAUUUGAAACUAAUUUGGCCUUUACUCCAAAAUAAAGGCUUGCAAUCUUUCAAAGUGGUUAUUUUAAUAUUCUUUCAAUUUUGUUUAACCUCAAAUAAAAUGAUACGUUCCAUUCAGAAAAUGAGCAAAAUGCGAUUUGUUCCCAAAUCGGAUCGCGAACAGUCGUAAGGUGUGCGGUGGCCUUAAGUUAUGAUCACAAUGUGAUAUACCUGCAUUACACAUAACUGUUCAUUAUUAGUAUUAAUCGGCCAAGAGAUGGUUUGGACAAUGACUUUUGUGAUAUUUUUCUUGAGAAUGACCCUUCACGCGUGCCAAUUGGGUUUGAGACUCCAACAUAGGGAUUUCUUGCCCAAAAAAGUGCCCAUAAAGGGGAGACGUACAUGUACAUCCUUGUAUAUGGCUUAUUUUUCAAAUGAUUUUGUGAAUGCAGAAGAGAAAGCUUAUUUUUCUAUAGUUACAGAAUGCAUUCAUUCAUUUUUUGAAAGAGUUUGUUUCCUGUGUUAAAAUCGAUGGCAGAAUUGACCUAACACAAGUUUUCACAUUAUAACCAGAGUUUUAUGUGGCAAAAACUUGUAUGCAACAAGGUCUGUUGGUCUACAAAUAGGAACACAUCAAUUGAUUGAUUAAUUUUCUAUCAAAAAUGAAAAAAAGGAGAUUGAAUCAUAUUCAAUAUCUAUUCAAAAUAUACAAGACACAUGUAUGAUACAAGAUACCAUGUCAUUUCAUGCUAGAGAUAUCAUCUACUGAAAUGCUGCAUUUUGAUUGGCCAGUAACCAAUUUCUCUUCCAGCUCUACAUGUACGUAGCAUUUGUUGGUGAAAACAGGGUAUUAUAUUUACAGAACCAUGCCAUACAAGAAAAUCAAUCAAAAUCAAUAUCAGCUCUAAAUAUCAGACAUUGAAGUAUAAUGGUUCUCAAUUGCAAUACCAGUAUUUUUCAGGAUUUUCUGAUAAUAUAUUAAUGCACUCAUGAGUGCUCAAUGCACUGUGAGAGGUUUAUGGUGUAUGUGACAGGUGGCUAUAUGUAUAACUAUAUACGCAUUAUACUAUACACUAUCAUGUAUAAUACUCCUCUACAUGUAUCAUAGGAGUGUGCAUAAUACAGUGCAUAAUUAUAAAGCAUAUUGAUUGGGAUGCAGUGGUUUAGAUUCACCGAGGCAAUUAAUGCACUCCACAGAUCGUGGUUUCACACAAUAACCUGGCUUUGGGGGGUUCGUUCAGCGUCAUUGUUCAUCCGUGAGGUAUUUGCUUGCCUUCAAAUUAGGGUCCUGCCUCACAGAUAGCUGUGAUUGAUCUUGGGCCCGUCUUACAAAGAGUUGCCAUUGAUCUUAUCAAUCAAAACUAUGGAAAGCCAGCAAGAUCAGCAUCUAAAAUGCAAAUUUGUUCAAAAUAUUUUCUAGAUAUGAUGUAUAUUCAUACAUUCAUCGUUCUCUUGAGGAUUCUGUGAGAUUCUAUUUGUUUACUAAGGAGAUUGUGCAAAUUUCCUGUAGAAAAAAAAAUUAUGAUAUGGAUGGAUUUCCAUACAGUUGAGAUUGAUUGGAUCAAUCGUACCUCUUUGUAAGACAGGGUGCUUAUAUCAUCCUCAAUUCUGGAAAUCCAUAAAUGUUUGAAUUCUUCAUUCAGGAAACUAGAGCCCCUUUAAUUUGAAACAAAGCGGAGCACACUGAAUGGCCAAGACAAUGAUGCAAGCAUAGUCUGCAAGCUCAGACUCAGAUUUGACACUUUAAACAAUUGUACUAUGUCUAGAGUGAAGACUAGUCUCCACUAUUUGUUUUGUUACUUUUAUAGUAGCAGCCACAGUACAUAGUGAACCUGGUCUCACUAAUUCAGACUGCAUUUUGCUCUAUGUGAAUUGCAAAAACCAAAGGUCUGUGCCUGUAGACUAAUGCUAGCAUAUGGCCGUACACAGAAAUGGUGUUGGGGUGGCAGGGGGCAAGACAUGUAAAAGUUUUCAAAGAAAGUCCAAAAAGAGGGAACAAAGUGACCGAUCUUGUCACGGUGGCACUUUUGCAUUUUCUGCAGUGAAAUCGUAAAAAUGUAAGUUUUCCAAAUGUCUGGUGGGCAACUGCUCCCCACUGGGUACGACCAUGUGCACGCUGAAGUAUGAAGACACUUUGAACAAGGGUAUACGCACAUAACACCAACAUAAGAUGUUGGUAUUGCUGGUCGGUGUUCCAUAGUUGUGGUUUAUCGGAAUAGAGACCUAGGUCAGUGUUGUUGUGAUUUUCUUUUUUGUAUCUUCCUAUGGAGCAAUAUCAGUACAACAGGCAAUGCUCAAUACCAAACAUGUUAUUUAUUUACAUUUGUAUAGUCUAAACACCCACAUUACAGUAGUGAAGAAUAUACAUUUAUAUUGUUAACUAUUGGGCCUGUCAUGUGACUGUACCACUACAUGCGUUGUCAUAUUGACUAAUGUUUCGUUUUGGUUUCAGGUUCUAACUACAAAUAGCAUACCUUUAGAAUCUCAUUCUUCGCUCACAACAUACUUAAGUUUAUUUCAUAUAAAUAUACUUCAUAUAUUUAUGAACAAACUUAUGCAUAUGCUGUAUAUAUAAAUGUGUAGACCAUUAUUGGUAUUCUCAUAUUGUUGGAGUGCUUUUAUUAAGCUCUUUUUUCUAUUGUUAUGAUUUGAAACAAGAUCUAGUAUCUAGUUUUAUCCCCCAAAUAUACAUAAACUGUUUAUAAACAUUUAGCCCAUUCCUUAUAUUGGCAUUCUCAUGUUUUUGAGUGUUUUUAUUAUUAGUUUCCAUUGUUGCAUGUACCAUAUGUUUUGUGAAAAGAUCGAGCAUUUAGUUUUAUCCUACAAAUAUACCUAAACUGUUUACAGAGGCUCUAGAUCAUUUAAUGGUGUUCUUGUAGUUAUAGAGUGUUUUUAUAAUGCUCGACAUUGUUUAUGAUAUGUUUUGGACAAGAUAAAACAUUCCUUUCUUUUUGUUUUGAACAGUUUCCUCGAAACCUUGAAUGUUUUAUUAAAUUAUGGAAAUAUUGUACCUAAAAUAAUACCUUUGAACAAUGUGAAUGCACAAAAUUUGUCAUAUUAUAUAUUUUUCAUAUUACAUAUACAAUGUAGCUUAUGCGUUUAUAGAGGUGUUGUGGAUAAGUUUCUGGACUUAUUGAACCCCAAGAUCUGGGGUUCAAAUCCCACUGCAGCACUUGCGUCUUAUCUACAUUUGCCGCUCUCCACACAGGUGUAGUAAAUGGGUACCCGGCUGGAAUGAAUUCUUUGAAUGUUCCAGCCUCCAAUCAGGGUAGCCAUGCUAAAGCUGGGGUAAUAAUAUGCAGCGCUUAGAAACAUUUGUAUUAAGCGCUAUAUAAAUUUCCAUAUUAUUUCUAACAUAUUUCACGUAAUAAUCACUCCUCUGAAAUAUUGAUUAUUGUCGUACGCUGGGCAAGUAGUAUAGAAUACUAUUGAAUGGGAUUAUUUGUACUAUACAGUGUAUGCCUGCAUAUGUGUAUCAAAUGUACACAAUUCAUGUGCUGUGCCUUGACCUAAGGGCAAUUCCAUAAAAUAUUUACAUCCGACCCCCUAUAUGUAGGACCUUCAAGAAAUUUUCGGUUUCUGAUUUCUUGUUAUUUUGAUAGUCUAUAAUGUUCUCAAAGGACCAUGACUGGGUCAGUUUAUGAAGUGAAGUAAAACAAGAGAAAAAUGGGGGUCGGACGCACAAAAAGGUUGAUCAUUUUAUGAAAUUGCCCUUAAUGUAGAUAUAUAUGUGCCAAAAUAAUAAUAAUAAUGAUAAAAACAAAUGGUAAUAUUCCAAGAUUUACAGGACCCCCCCCCGAC